Messenger RNA from Etheostoma spectabile (orangethroat darter), 1556 nucleotides. RefSeq names its product tumor suppressing subtransferable candidate 4 (gene tssc4). The record is from RefSeq and is a predicted model, not a curated record. Lineage: Eukaryota; Metazoa; Chordata; Actinopteri; Perciformes; Percidae.
GUUAUUUAUUUAGCUGAGCUGCUGAUUCUUAAGAUGUGUGAUCAGAAAAAUUAUGGUGACCAAGGUGAGAUGUUAAACACUGAGGAUGUGGACGAGCUGUCAGCCAGUGAUGAAUCUGAGCCUGAGGAACGAACCAGCAAUGCUCCCUUUGAUCCAGAGCUGGAUGAUGAUGAUGAUGAUGAUGAUGAUUACGAUUAUGGUAGGGAGGUUGAGAUCUCUGCUCUAGCUGCAGGACACCAAGCUCAGAGUUCCUUCAGUCUGAGAGGAGGGAGUUCAGCUUUCUCAAACCGUAGCCACAGCAUCUUUGAAUGCCUGGACAGUGUUGCCCGGCCAACUGCCUCCUCUCUGAGCCAAGAUAACGUUACUGAUGGAGUAUUUGCUCGGCCUCUGCCUCCACAUCCCAGCAGAAAGACAAGUCAGCCUCUGUCCAACUGCCCCACACCGGCAAAGAAAAGAGGAGUUCCGGACUACCUGGUGCACCCUGAGCGCUGGACCCGCUACAGUCUGGAAGAAGUGACAAUGACCUGUGACAAGGGCAACAGAAGGGCAGCUCACAACUUCCUCUUCAGUCUGCAGCAGAGGAAAGAGCUACAGGAGAGCAGGAGUGAUUCCUCCUGUGACAUCCAGCAGAAGAUUAUCUUCUCCAGACCCAGUGGGAUGCUAACUGAACAACCUGCUGAACAGCUGUCAGCUGUUGGAGGCAAAGAGGAGACACACCUUAGUCAUCUGGAGGAAGACGACGAGGAUGAGGAGGGCAUGGAGGAAGCCAGAAACCAGAGUGUAGAAAAAGCUGAGGAAAGGGCGAGAGAUGAAGAAAAAGACAAGAAGGGAGUUUUGGGUCAACCAGAGGAGAAGAAAUCGGGGCAGAAAGAAAAAGAGGAGGAGGAAGAGGCCAACUCCGCCUUUCCAUCUUUCAGGAAGACCAAGCGUAAGAACUACAGGAAAAGCUCAGGGCAAGAUGAUAAUUGACCACUACACAGCUCUUUGCCGCCUCAUCACUGUGUCAAAAUAGUACAAACCACAGAUGUAAAACACAUAGCAAAUGGGCUGACUUUACUGCACUCAGUCCAGAGCACAGUGCAAGCGGGAGGAUUUUGUAUUGAGCCCAGAACAGAUUUUUGAAAUGUUGGAGCGUUGCCUUAUCACCUGCUCCAAUUUCACUGCAGUACUGCUCACACCUCGAGUUUGAAAAGCAUCCCCAAGCCUGUCUUUGUGUUACUGCAGCAUAUGCAGAUGAACGGAGCAUGCCCGACCUCCCACCCUAAUGCUUGUGAUACAGUAGACUUUUUUUCUGGAAGGGCUCCAGGCAUUAAGGGAAGGUGGGCUCCAUUCAUCUAAUAAAUACAAUGCAGCAUUUUUCCUUUUUUGGAGCAAGUGGUUGAGCGAUUUGCAUAAAGCCAGGUAAAAUCUGAGUGGAGCGUAGAGCAAUACUGAGCAAAGUGGCUGGAAGCAACUUUGGGCAAGGGGGCAGAGAAAACAAACAGCUCUGUGAGCGAGGAGUGUAAAUUUUCACUGCUCCAAUGAUGCUAUGUAUUCCCAAACCUCACAUUGAUAAA